AUGCAGCACCAACAGCAGAUGCAGCACCAGCAGCAGAUGCAGCAGAUGCAGCAGCCACCGCAGCUGCCGCUGAUUCAGAACGGCGCAAUACCACAGCAUCCUCAACACGCGCAGCCUCCGCAGCAUGCCCCUGUUCUGCAGCACCCGCCAGUUCCACAGUAUCCUCCGGUUCCGCAGCACCCGAUGGUGCCACAGCACCCACCGGUUCCGCAACACGCUUUGGUGCCACAGCACCCACCGGUUCCGCAGCACCCACCGGUUCCGCCACUUCCGCAACACUCGCAGCAUCCUACGGGUCCACGGCCCAAAGACUCCAGAUAUAAAGGAAAGCGUGUCUACCCGUCUGUACCGAACCAGCCGUCGGAAGCUUCCGCGCACUUCAUGUUCGAGCUCGCUAAAAGCGUGCUGUUUAAAGCCGGCGGAUCCUCUAGUACCAGUCUCUUCACUCAGACACAUUAUGCGCGUGGACACAUCGGACCACAUAGGGGCUUACACAUGGCCGCCUUUCAAUUGGGCCUCUAUGCGUUGGGCUUGCAUAACUGCGUUAGCGCCAAUUGGUUAAGCCGCACGUACUCUUCACACGUCAGCUGGAUCACAGGUCAAGCUAUGGACAUCGGGGCACCGGCGAUUUUGUUUUUGAUCGAUGCAUGGGAAGGUCACUUGACUCCGCCCGAGGCAGCGGGAAUCGCCGAUAAGGCGUCGUCGGGCCGCGACGUGCACAUCGUGCGCGCGGCCGCCGAGCUAGCGCUGUCGGUGCUGCCGCACGCGCACGCGCUCAACUACAACGAGAUCCAGCGCGCCGUGCUGCAGUGCAAGGAGCAGAGCGACGCGAUGCUCGAGCGCGCCUGCCUCACGGUCGAGGCCGCGGCCAAAGGCGGCGGAGUGUACCCGGAGGUGCUGUACACGGUGGCGCGCUACUGGCACGAGCUGUACCUGCGGCAGGGCACGGACGAGGAGUUGGCCGAGGAGCCGCAGCAGCGCGCGCCGCAGCCGCCGCCGCUGCCCGUGCCCUACGCGCUGCCCUACGCCUUCCCCUACCACCCCUACCCGCCGCACAUCUACCAGCUGCAGUACGGCGGCGCGGCCGGCGGCCACCCGGCGCCCCCCUACGCGCUGCCGCAGUACUUCGUGCGGGGGCUGGUGGCGCCGCAGCCGGGGCACGCGGCCCACGCUGCGCUGCCGCAGCACCUGCAGCACCCGCAGCAGCAGCCGCAGCCGCAGCACGGCCACGCUGCGCUGCCCGCCCUGCCGCCGAUCCCGCCGAUCCCGCCGGUGCCGGCCUUCCAGGCGCACGCGGUGCUCCAACCGGCCCCGCCGCACCCCCCACAUCAGGCGCAUCAACCGCUCCCGGCGCCCGUACCGGCCAACCAUCCGGCCCCGAUUGCACCACCGGCAGCAGCGGCUGGUGUGGGUAACAUUGGGCCAGUCGGUGCAAUGAACAACCUAGGCGGAGUGGGAAACGUGGGAAACGCGGGUAACGCGGGAAAUGCUGGCAACGGGGGAAACGGCGGAAACGCGGGAAACGCUGGAAACGUGGGCAACCUGGGCGGCGUCCCUCAGCCGGCGCCCGGUCCUAACACCCUACAGCAGGCCCAAAUGCGGCUUCUGCUCGCCGCGUACAGGGUCGGAAUGCUUGCGCUAGAGACCCAAGCGAGGAGAGUGCAUGACGAUCGCCCGCAGAAUAAGUUUGGAAGGAACCCGCCGUACGGCGAGCACGUCAAGUGGCUGCUGCGCAUAUCCAAGCGUCUGGGCGCCGAGUACCUGCACCAGUUCUGCGUGUGCGCCGUGAACUCGGUGGUGUCGCCCUUCGUGCUAUACGAGCUGUGCACCGAGUCGGCGCAAUGGCUGGCGCGCAACAGCCCCAACCACGUGAUCAUGCACCACCUGCGAGGCGCGCUGGCGCCGCUCGUCCAGAAGUGCCAGCAGAUGUACAUCCAGUGCAUCCACCAGAAGUUGUACCAUUUGACUACGGUGGAAUAUGAAGAGUUUGUGGGUAUCGUGCUCUCGGCGCGCACCGCCUUCCACUUGACACCUGAAGGCCACACGCAGUUUAAAGAAUGGCUUGCUUCGUUGCGCAGGUCGAAGUCGUGCAAGAAGGACCUGUGGACCCAGCUGAACGCCGCGCUGCAGACCAACCGA
Messenger RNA from Iphiclides podalirius (scarce swallowtail), 2139 nucleotides. The record is from the annotation of a GenBank genome assembly. NCBI's taxonomy places the organism in Eukaryota, Metazoa, Arthropoda, Insecta, Lepidoptera, Papilionidae.